Molecule: messenger RNA, 777 nt
Organism: Dipodomys spectabilis (banner-tailed kangaroo rat)
Lineage: Eukaryota; Metazoa; Chordata; Mammalia; Rodentia; Heteromyidae
Gene: Mrpl41
Product: mitochondrial ribosomal protein L41
Exons: 2
Coding region: 245-652 (135 amino acids)
Biological process (GO): translation
Cellular component (GO): mitochondrial large ribosomal subunit
Molecular function (GO): structural constituent of ribosome
Source: RefSeq, a predicted model, not a curated record
UCGCGCAGGAGGCGAGGCUGUCCAGUGGCGGUCCCAGCGCCUCGAGGUCGGAGCUGAGGGGCCGUACGGCCUUCCGCCGGAAGUGCGCCGGGGUCGCCGUGCGGGCGCGGAGUGGCGCGGAGCUCAGUCUCGGCGCUCGAGCCGCCCCGAGCCGAAAGGGGAUGCCGGGCUGCGGGCCGAGCCGCUCCUCGCGCCCGCGGGGCCUCUGACCGCCGGAAAGCCGUGUCCCCCCGCAGGGCGCGGCAUGGGCUUCCUGACGGCAGUGACGCAGGGCCUGGUGCGCGGCGCCGACCGGAUGAGCCGCUGGACCAGCAAGCGCGGGCCGCGCACCUUCUACAAGAGCCGCGGCGCCAAGAGAACCGGCGUCCUCGCCCCCGGCCGCAAGUUCGUGCAGAUCAAGGAAAUGGUCCCAGAGUUCGUGGUUCCAGACCUGACUGGCUUCAAGCUCAAGCCCUACGUGAACUACCGCACUCCCGCAGGCACGGAGGCGCCGCUGACUGCCCGAGCGCUCUUCCUGGAAGCCGUUGCACCUGCUAUCGAAAAGGACUUUAAAAAAGGCGCUUUCGAUCCCGACCGCCUUGAGAAGUAUGGCUUCGAGCCCACCCAGGAAGGCAAACUCUUCCAGCUGUAUCCCAAGAAUUUCCCACGCUAGAAAGCAGUGUCCACAGGCUUCUCUCGGCCGGAGCCCAUACUAACCCAACCUCAGAUCACCAGUCUCGGGGGAGGUAUGGGGAAGCGUCUUCAUGCUUGUCUAUUAAAGGCCUUUGUUACCCUGUA